AUGCUCCUAAAACCGUGUGGCCUAGUGCCCAUCACAGGCAGGAGAUAUCUCUUUAAAAAGGCUAAAAACACUCUGAAGGUAGCAGGGUCAAACCUCCCUACUGCACCCUUCAGAGAAGAAGUCGAUUCCAAACAUCACGAAUAUUCCAUUCGACCUGAUACCUUUGCAUUCAAGGUUUCUGCUGACCUAACCAGUGUAGUUGGUAAGGAACACUCGUCACGGUCACAAAGUGAGCAUCCGCUCCAGAAAAACAGAACCAGCGAGUUCAGCUCCUUCAAUGUACUUGAGUAUAUUUAUAAGAAUGCCACCAACUAUCCAUUCCACGACAAGACUCCACAGGAUGUGUUUGAUCGAUUCCCCAUGACUAACUCCUCUCGAAUGGGGAGGUUGAACCACCGUCCGCGGAAAGUCAAGAUGUUAUCGUCUGACUUUAUCGAAGACUCCCUCUACAAUCCCAACUAUGGGUAUUUCUCCAAAGAGGUGGAGAUUUUCCACAAUGAUAAACCCUUCGACUACAACAACAUCGAGGACGUCGAUGGGUUUAUGGACGCAUGGCAGAAAGCCUAUGCAAAGUAUGAUGAGGUCAAUCCUCCCCAGCCAGUAUCCAAUUCUUUCAAUGAGGACUUAAUGUCUAAUUCGAAGUCUGAAUCAAAGUCUGAAUCUCUGCUGGUGUUUGCUAAGCACGCGAAGACUAUCCAACGCCAGGACUUGGUGGCUGCCGGAGGAGCUCCAAAGACGAAGAAAUCCAUCCAGUUGUGGCAUACGCCCACGGAGCUCUUCUCUCCAUACUACGGAGAGGCUCUAGCUCGCUAUAUUGUGGUUAAUUAUAAGCUCAACGGAUGCUACCCAUACGAGGACUUGAUAAUCUACGAAAUGGGAGGCGGAAAUGGAACGUUAAUGUGCAAUAUCUUGAACUAUAUCAGAACUAAUGAGCCAGAUAUUUAUGCAAGGACCCAGUACAAAAUCAUUGAGAUCUCGUCGCAGUUAGCUCUCAAGCAGUUUUCGCUGGCCAUGAAGCAGAAGUUGGUGGCGCAGAACUUAGAUACCGAGAAGCUUGAAAUCAUCAACAAGUCCAUAUUCAAAUGGGAUAAGACUGUCGAGCAGCCGUGCUUCUUUAUUGCCCUCGAGGUUUUCGAUAACUUUGCUCAUGAUUUGGUUAGAUAUGAUGCAACCACUGGGGAGCCUUACGAAGGAUAUGUGGUUGUAGACGAAGAGGGUGAUUUCUACGAGUUCUUCACUCCCGAGUUGAGCUAUUACACAAACGCUUUCUUGAAUUUGAGGGAAAAUGGUAACUAUCCUAUCUUGCCUCAAGUCGACUCCAUGUCUGGAAGACUCAAGAAGCUUGCAACUUUAGUGCCUUUCCUCACCGAUAAGGAUGCUAUUCAUCCUUUGUUGCAUUCACGGACUAAGUUAACAUUAAAAAACCGUGUUGCUCCGUUCAAAGACAACUUGACACCUGGUGAAUUUAUUCCUACUAGACUUUUACAAUUUUUCCAGAUCUUAAAGCACAGAUUCCCAAACCACUCUUUGAUCAGUUCCGACUUCUCCAGUCUACCAAACUCCAUCAAGGGCUACUAUAAUGCCCCUGUGGUGCAGACAGUGAUUCAGGAUAAAAUGGUGGAUGUAUCGACGUAUAUGUGUCACCAGGGCUACUUUGAUAUCAUGUUUCCUACUGACUUCAACCUUGCAAGCGACAUGUAUAAAAAGGUGACAGGAAAACUUGCAAAAGUGGAACUGCAUCAAGAAUUUUUGGAGCAGUGGUCAGAUGUUGACCUGACAACGACUAAGAAGGGAGAGAACCCGAUGUUGGACUUUUAUAAAAAUGUGAGUUUCAUGGUCACUUAG
Sungouiella intermedia is the source of this 1845-nucleotide messenger RNA. The record is from the annotation of a GenBank genome assembly. NCBI's taxonomy places the organism in Eukaryota, Fungi, Ascomycota, Pichiomycetes, Serinales, Metschnikowiaceae.